AUGGAUCGCCUUCGAGAUCUUGAAGUCCCCUGGACGGACUCGAAUACCCCCACGCGCCGAAAUUCGGUCGAUUUAUCUAUUCCUUCGCCACCGGCUGAACAUGACCCUAAGGCAUUUCUGAAUCAUCAUACAGCGAAAUCGGCAGCGAAAACUGAUCCCUCACAACUCGAGAAGGGUAGUCAAGAUGACAGUAUUGAAGAAGAGCCUUCACAACAACAAUUGUCCCUCAGACAACGCUUGCAUCAUUUUACGUGGGCUUGGUUUACACUACCCAUGAGUGCAGGCGGUUUGGCUCUACUGAUUCACGUCCAACCCCAUCAAUUCCCCGGUUUGAGAAUCAUCGGUACUGUACUUUACAGCAUAAAUCUCCUUAUCUUUACGCUCUGCUGUAUUGGCAUGAUAUGUCGCUUCUUGUUCAACUCCGGCGACUUGACGAAAUCCGUCACGCAUCAUCGAGAGGCAUUCCUCUUCCCAACUUUCUUCCUGGCUAUUGCUUCGCUUAUCACCAGCACCCAGCGAUAUGUCAUUCCCAAAGACGACGCCUCAUAUGUCUGGGCAACUGAGACCAUCUUUUGGAUCUACGUCGUUGUCACAUUCAUCUUAGCUGUCUGGCAGUACUCGUACCUCUUUGCAGGACAUAGCUUCAACUUGCAAACAAUGAUGCCAGGUUGGUUGCUGCCUAUCUUCCCAGUCAUGUUGGCAGGUACCGUUGCAACUGUCAUCUUGGACACUCAGAGCCACCUCAACCCUCUUCCAAUCAUCUUCGCUGGCCUGACGUGUCAAGGCCUGGGCUUCUGUGUCUCCAUGAUGAUGUACGCUCACAUGAUCGGUCGACUCAUGCAAUCUGGUCUUCCCAAUCGAGAACACCGAACCGGCCUCUUCAUGAAUGUCGGCCCGCCAGCAUUCACAGCCUUGGCCCUUAUUGGAAUGGCUAAUGCACUCCCCAAGACCAUCUCUGGAGCUGACAACCUGGCUCUGAACGUCGACACCGUCCGCACAGUAGCUCUGCUCUGCGCAGUAUUCCUCUGGGCACUGAGCAUGUGGUGGUUCCUUAUCGCUGUCGUCGCAGUGGUCGCAUCCCCACCAAAGUUCUUCCAUCUUGGUUGGUGGCCCAUGGUCUUCCCCAAUACUGGCUUCACGCUUGCUACUAUCUCCAUUGGCAACGAGUUCAAGUGCGAAGGCAUUCUCUGGGCUGCGAGCGGUAUGACUAUUAUUCUUGUCAUCACAUUUCUCAUCGUCUUCUCAUUUAAUAUGAGAGCUGUUUUUGUACGAGAUAUUAUGUAUCCCGGAAAGGACGAGGAUGCAGAUGAUCAUUAG
Molecule: messenger RNA, 1317 nt
Organism: Fusarium subglutinans
Lineage: Eukaryota; Fungi; Ascomycota; Sordariomycetes; Hypocreales; Nectriaceae
Product: Malic acid transport
Exons: 1
Coding region: 1-1317 (438 amino acids)
Biological process (GO): malate transmembrane transport
Cellular component (GO): membrane
Molecular function (GO): malate transmembrane transporter activity
Source: RefSeq, a predicted model, not a curated record